Molecule: messenger RNA, 969 nt
Organism: Carassius auratus (goldfish)
Lineage: Eukaryota; Metazoa; Chordata; Actinopteri; Cypriniformes; Cyprinidae
Product: neurobeachin-like
Exons: 7
Coding region: 1-969 (322 amino acids)
Biological process (GO): intracellular protein localization
Cellular component (GO): cytosol; membrane
Molecular function (GO): protein kinase binding
Source: RefSeq, a predicted model, not a curated record
AUGAGAAAACUGAGUCUGAAAAUGAGUGGCCUCGUGGUGGCUGCUCUACUGAAGGAUAUCUCUCAGCCACAGCGCAAAAUCCCCAUCCUUGUUCAGUCUAACGGCUGGAGACUGCAGCGUUCCAGCGACUACGCCGACGCAGAACUUCAUGCCAAACCCUGGAGAAGCCCGUGCCAAUUGCCGCCUUCGCCUCUUUUGGCUCAGGCCUUUCUGGUGGGUGGAGAGUUCGACCUGGAGAUGAACUUUAUCAUCCAGGACGCGGAAAGCAUCGCCUGCAUGGUGGAGCUGCUGGAGCACUGUGACGUAACCUGCCAGGCGGAGAUCUGGAGCAUGUUCACAGCUAUCCUGCGGAAGAGCGUUCGCAACCUACAGACCAGCACCGAGGUGGGGCUCAUCCAGCAGGUGCUGCAGAAGAUGAGCGCCGUCGACGACAUGAUUGCAGAUCUCUUAGUGGACAUGCUGGGGGUCCUGGCCAGCUAUAGUAUCACAGUCAAGGAACUGAAGCUGUUGUUCAGCAUGCUGAGGGGCGACGGAGGCAUGUGGCCAAGACACGCCAUUAAGCUCCUGUCUGUGCUGAAUCAGAUGCCUCAGCGGCACGGCCCUGACACCUUCUUCAACUUUCCAGGACGCAGUGCGGCGGCCAUUGCUUUGCCACCCAUUGCUAAGUGGCCUUACCAAAACGGAUUCACUCUCAACACAUGGUUCCGAAUGGACCCACUCAAUAAUAUCAACGUAGACAAGGAUAAACCAUACUUAUACUGUUUCCGAACCAGCAAAGGGAUUGGCUACUCUGCACACUUUGUGGGGAACUGUUUAAUCGUGACAUCACUGAAGUCAAAAGGGAAAGGCUUUCAACACUGUGUGAAAUACGACUUCCAGCCGAGGAAGGUGAGUUUUGACCUGUCCACACACACAAGUAGUACAUUGGAGGGUGGAACAGUGUUAAAGGGGCCAUAUGGACAUUGCUAA